CUUCACUCUCUCACAAGCUCCCACCUCGCACCCACACCCCGACCUCUACACCACCGCACACUGCUUCACCAGGCCAGACUCGUCCCGCACGCUCCCGCAAGCAUGUCGCAAGUCCACGCCAUGUCCGACGACCAGGUCGCCGGCGAGCUCAAGAAAAUGACUGCCUUCAUCCGGCAGGAGGCCCAUGAGAAGGCUAACGAGAUACGCCUCAAGGCCGACGAGGAAUUCGCAAUUGAGAAGUCCAAGCUCGUGCGCCAAGAAACGUCCGCCAUCGACUCGUCCUACGAGAAGAAGUUCAAGCAGGCCAGCAUGUCGCAGCAAAUCACACGCUCCACCGUCGCCAACAAGACGCGACUAAGGGUGCUCUCAUCAAGGCAAGAACUGCUGGAUGGUCUGUUUGAGGAAGCAGGCAAGAAGCUGAGGGACGUCUCCAAGGAUAAGACCAAAUACCAGGCCAUGCUGAAGAACCUGAUACUGGAGGGCGCCUAUGCGCUCAACGAGACCAAGCUGCAGGUCAAGGCAAGGAAGGCCGACUACGACAUAGUAAAGAAGGCCAUCGACGAAGCCCAGUCAGAGUACAAGAGCAAGGUGGAGAAGGACGUGUCCCUCUCUAUUGACGAGCGCGACCCGUUGCCAGAGGGAUCGGCCGGCGGUGUGAUAGUGGUCGGGACCGGUGGUAGAAUUGACAUCAACAACACCCUUGAAGAACGUCUGAAGCUCCUCGAAACCGACGCACUACCAUCCAUUAGAGUAAUCCUGUUCGGCGAGAACAAUAACAGAAAAUUCCACGACUGAGAGGUCGGAAGCAGCUUGUACAAGGCUUGAGACCGACUGUAGAGCUGUUGGGAAUCUACGCGCGAAGGCAUGGGCGAGUUUCGCCAGGCCAUGUGAAAGCCAUUGGCAGAAGUAUUAUUUUCCUUGGAUCCACGGCCGUGCAAAUAUGGUGCAUUUGUGGAGCCUGUCUCACACAUGUACUUGGAGAAGCUUGUAGAAUAGUAGAAAGACUUGAGCGGACUUGAGCGGACUUGAGUUGGCUUGGGAGGACUUCCUAGUGUGCAAAUUUCAGUUAUCG
This is a messenger RNA of Lindgomyces ingoldianus, 1072 nucleotides long. RefSeq names its product vacuolar ATP synthase subunit E. The coding region runs from base 103 to 795 and encodes 230 amino acids. Gene Ontology annotation, biological process: proton transmembrane transport. The transcript is spliced from 3 exons. Gene Ontology annotation, cellular component: proton-transporting two-sector ATPase complex, catalytic domain. The record is from RefSeq and is a predicted model, not a curated record. Lineage: Eukaryota; Fungi; Ascomycota; Dothideomycetes; Pleosporales; Lindgomycetaceae. Gene Ontology annotation, molecular function: proton-transporting ATPase activity, rotational mechanism.